AUGGAGAGAUCGGCGUCGGUGGGUAUCAACGACGGCCGAUUUGGUGGCAAUCAUUUCUAUUCUCCGUCUUUUACUUCGUCUUCUUCCAUGAGACAUGUCAGUUACAGUUGUGGAUCUUGUGGCUACGAACUAAACCUGAGCUCGACGAAUCGGAUCACAUCUUCGAUCGGAUCGAAGUAUGGUAAAUCCAUGAAGAGUGGAAUCAUAUCGUUCUUCAACAUUGACGAAGGAAGAUUCAGUCAGGUGGAUGAGUUCCAAUGCAUGCCACACUUCUCAAGAUACUCUUGGGGUUUGUUCAGACGCAGAACCAAGCUUCUCUGUCGAAAAUGUAACAACUACAUCGGCGACGCGACUCAGGAGAAGACUCCUGAGUACGCACUUGUAACACAAAACUCGGAACCGACAUCGCCUAGGAACGGUGUCGCUGGUACUGUCAUGAAGUAUGACAUCAAGAUUCGCUCGCUUCAACCUUCGUUGUGA
Molecule: messenger RNA, 480 nt
Organism: Microthlaspi erraticum
Lineage: Eukaryota; Viridiplantae; Streptophyta; Magnoliopsida; Brassicales; Brassicaceae
Source: the annotation of a GenBank genome assembly